Molecule: messenger RNA, 545 nt
Organism: Thamnophis sirtalis
Lineage: Eukaryota; Metazoa; Chordata; Lepidosauria; Squamata; Natricidae
Source: RefSeq, a predicted model, not a curated record
AUGCGAACUGGGAGGAGUACCUGAUGCCUGGGCCCACCUCCAUCGCCAUCUUAGGAGAGCUGGCUUGCAUUGCUGAAGGACAAGGAGACUUUGCCAUCAAUCUUGCCCCACCCCAGGGAGGCUACAAAUAUAUCAGGUAUCCAGACUCCUUCCAGGCUUUCCUGAUGCAGGUGAGCAACAGUGGUUGGCAUGCCUUCAGCAUUGCCCACAAGAAUAUGGACGGCAUCCGGCUCCUUUCUAUGAGCGUCCCUGAGCAAAUCAAGAUGGUCAUCAAGACCUUAUUCCAGGAUGACCUUACCUUGAUAGAUGCCUUGCUCCCUGGACAACUGUCCAGCCUGAAAUCGAUUGCAGACGAAUGUUCUUCUUUAGCUAAGGCAGUUGACAAUAAGUUCAAUGACGUCAUCUCUCUGAUUGGGGAACUCUUGGACGUGUGUGCGAGUUCCAAAUCGCAGUACGAACAAGGGCUGGCAGAAACCAAACACGCCUUAGAAGACCUGAAACUAAGAAAGGAAGCAGCUGAAAAAGCCAAGGUGAAAGCAGAAUGA